UCAUCACAAUGGCAAGUCGCUUGGCAAGUAUUUACGGUACGGAGCAAGAUAAAGUAAAUUGUACGUUCUAUUCAAAAAUUGGUGCUUGUCGACAUGGAGAACGAUGCUCUCGUAAGCAUGUAAAGCCAAAUUUCAGUCAAACGAUUUUGUGCCCAAACUUGUAUAAGAAUCCAGUUCACGAAGCAGCAGGAAAAAGAAUGUCUGGUCGUGAAUUGAGUUUCCAAUUCGACGCGUUUUAUGAGGAUAUGUUUUGUGAAUUUGCCAAAUAUGGUGAAGUGGAACAAAUAGUCGUUUGCGACAAUGUUGGAGAUCAUUUAAUAGGAAACGUAUAUGUUCGUUUCAAGUAUGAAGAUUCCGCGCAAAAGGCUGUAGACGAUUUGAAUUCACGCUGGUAUGCUCAAAAACCAGUGUAUGCCGAGUUGUCUCCUGUCACCGACUUUCGUGAGGCCUGUUGCCGUCAACACGAAACUUCAGAAUGUUUGCGCGGUGGCUUGUGUAAUUUUAUGCAUGCCAGAAAACCAGAUCAUCAGUUAUUACGAGAGCUAAAUAUGUCUCAGCGUAAAUAUUUUAUUAUGACUGCUCACGAUGAGAUGACAAAGCAAGCUUCGAAUCCGCAGGCCUCAUCGAAUAAUUGGGUGGGUGCGUCGGUUGAGCGAAGAAGAUAAUCUACUUAAAAGUCGUUAUGUUUUUUCCCUUUUAAAGCGAGGUUAUUCUUGGUCUAUGAGGUUUUGGGAUGUAUAUUUAAUUAUUCGAGGAAUGGUUUACUAAUAGACUAACGCCGUAUAAAAGGUGUGUACGAAGAAAAGUUAAUUUAAAUACUCUUUAAUAAGUUUGACAUUACCGUAGGAGUUGCCGAGUUUACUUUCCAUGUAUCACCAUCAUUUUGUCUGGUACAUUUCAACUAAUAAAACAAUCACUGUCGAAAGAUGGUUAUAAAUAUACUCACUACAUAUGCGAUUAAUAUAGCAUUUGUAUUAUUAUGCAAAAAGUCAAUAAUCGAAAACCUACGUAAAACUUUUAAAUAAACUACUUUCUCAAAAUGAAUAAAUUAUAAACCCUGGCUGUA
This is a messenger RNA of Schizosaccharomyces octosporus yFS286, 1066 nucleotides long. Its product is annotated as U2AF small subunit. Lineage: Eukaryota; Fungi; Ascomycota; Schizosaccharomycetes; Schizosaccharomycetales; Schizosaccharomycetaceae. The transcript is spliced from 2 exons. Gene Ontology annotation, molecular function: pre-mRNA 3'-splice site binding; metal ion binding. The record is from RefSeq and is a predicted model, not a curated record. Gene Ontology annotation, cellular component: spliceosomal complex; U2AF complex. Bases 9 to 665 code for a protein of 218 amino acids. Gene Ontology annotation, biological process: mRNA splicing, via spliceosome.